AUGGCUUCGACCGAAAUUAAUGGUGGAAGCUCCAGCGCCGACAGCCUGUCUGCCGCCGAGCGGCUGAUGCAAAAGCAUGCUUCUGAAGACGCGCACCCUACUGUGACACUCGAGGAGGUUCCCGAUGAGGAGUUUGUGGCUCACCCGCCGCCAUCUGGCAUUCCCGCCGAAUCCGCUGCGUCUGGCAAGGCUGCCGGCAAGCAGCCGGUGCGCGAGCAGAAGCCCUCGACCAAACCCGCACUCGACACUCAGAACGAGGAGCUUUUCCCCGCCCUCGGUGCUUCCAAGACUCCUGCUGCCGCCGCACCGAGCAUGUGGUCGAAGAAGCCGGCUGCUGUCGGAAAGGCUGCGAACGGCGUGUCCAAUGGUGUCGCUGCCGCUGCUCCUCGUUCAUCCGCGCCAUCUUCCGGACUCGUUACCCCGAGCUCUACUGCUGGAUCCUCGCGCGGCCCAACUCCGCAGAUGARCCUCCCUGGUCGCUUCAGCGAGCGCAUUCAGCUCCACUCCUCGAUGUUGACACCCAAGAAUCAGCUCAAGAAACCCGUCGCUGAGGUCCUCCGCGAGAUCAACAAGCGCUCAAAGGCCAAUGUCGAGAUGAAGUCUGGACCUAACAACUUGAUCAUCUUUGAGGGUUCUGGUCCAGUUGACGCUGUCCGCAUCGCGUUGAAGGAGGUUGCUGUGCAGCUGUGUGCCAAGCAAUCCCAAAAAGUCCCCAUUCCCGUUGGCGUUCGUGGCAAGAUUGUUGGAAAGCAGGGUGCGACUAUUCAGGCCAUCUCAAAGAAGACCGGCGCCAAAAUCAACAUCACGAAGCAAGAUGCUGCAGAUAUACUCGAUGAUGACGAUCUGGACGCCACUGUCGACGUUCAGAUCGAGGGCGAUCCAUUCGCGGUGGAGAUGGCCAAGCAGGAUAUCGAGAAGAUUGUCAAUGAGCACACCUCGACUGCCAACACGCGCUUGAAGCACGUUCCUGCGGAGUAUUACCCCUUCUUGAACCAGCAGAUUGCCACCCUUCAAGGAGGACGUAACCUGCAGAUGCAAAUCCCGCAAUAUCACACCUGGAACACACAGGCUCCUGCUUCAACGGCUGCAGCUUUCACGYCUCAAGCAGGACUCCCAAUCUCGAUUGCAGGCGAUCGCCAAGCUGUUGCAGAGGCCCGUGCCGAGAUCGACCGCCAGGUUCAGCAGCUACAGAGAAAGCUCAUGUUGGAAGAGAUGCCCGUCGAACGUAACAGACAUCAGUUCAUUUUUGGUGACAAGGGUACCUCUCUCGCCGAAUUCGUCAAGGAAACUGGCUGCUCCAUCAUUCUUCCACCUGAUCAUGACGAUUCCGAGACCCUCUAUCUCAUYGGACCUGCGGAUAGCCUUCACCAAGCCAAGGAACGUGUUAUGGAUUUGGCAUCAAGCAUGACCAUGGCCAGUGCAGACAUCUCUCGCCAGUUCGCAAGUGCUCCUCGAGGUGCUCAGGUCCACGCCCGCGAUGUUACGCGCUACCUGCAGCAACAGCAGGCAGUCAAGCAGCUGGAGCGCACUCACAAUGCCAGCAUUGUACCAGACGCUAACGGGCUGUGGAACAUCUACGCACCAGACAACAAGGCCGCAAUGAAAGCACGCGCAGACAUUAUGAGCCUGGUCGGUGCACACCCGCCAUCUCGCUUCCAGCCCGUUCAGGUUGAUCCCUUUUACCACGCUCACAUUCGGGAUCAAGCUGCUCGUCAGAUUCGCGAAAACCACGGCGUGCGCGUUGUCAUUCCGGAUGAUCAAGGCGACUUGCCGGUCCUUCUCGUCUAUGAGGAUCGUGCACCUUCCCCGGAAUAUCAAUUCCCACGAGCCCCACCACAGGCAGCAGAAGCCAAGGCCUUCCAGCAGGCUCUCCAAGAUGCUCAGAAGGAGAUUAUGGCUCUCAUGAGCGGUAACGCUGAAAUUGUCUCAAGGGAUGUCGAGGCUCCUGCGAAAUUCCACGAAAAGAUCCGACGACAUGUCGACCGUCACCACCAGUCCAUUGGUGGUGACCGCAUCCCUGUGCAGGUGCAGUAUGGCGGCCCCCGAUCAGCCAACGCCAAACGUGCACCAGCUCCAAACGUUGCCCUUCGUGGACCACAGGACGCCGUGGAUGGCCUCAUGCAGAGCCUUCUUGCCUUUAUUGAGCAAGAGAAACAGGACGAGCUUGAGCGCGGUUUCACAUUAACUUUCGAUUUUCCACAGCAGCAUGCCAACCACCUGAUUGGUCGCAAGGGAGAGAAUAUCAACCGUUUGCGCGAGGAGUUCGAUGUCGACAUCCAGCUGAAUGAUGGAAAGUGUGAGAUCAAGGGCCCCGAAGCCAAAGCAAACGCAUGCAAGAAGCAUGUGCUAGAGUUGGCCAAGAAGUUCGAAGAUGAAACCWCUCACCAUCUGCAUGUCCCCGCACAAUACCACCGCGACCUCAUCGGCGCUCAGGGCAGCCAAGUCAACAGACUUCAGGACAGAUACAGUGUUCGCGUCAACUUCCCACGCAACAGACAGGGUACCGACGAGGACGGUGCGGAGGAGUCCGCGGCCGCUAAGCGUGGCAACCAGCAGCAGCCCAACGAAGUCAUCAUCAAGGGACCAAGCCGUGGAGCUGAUGCCUGUCGCGACGAGAUUUUGAGCCUGUUGCAGUACGUCAAGGACAACUCGCACACCGCUACCGUUUCCGUUGCGCAGAGCCAGCUCCCUUCACUCAUCGGGUCUGGGGGCAAAGAGAUGGACGCUUUGCGUCUCGAGACUGGUGCACAGAUUGAUGUACCAGGGUCCAGGGAUGCAGCUAGUCCAUCCGGCCGCGCGGAGAUCAAGAUCAAGGGAUCGAAGAAGUCCGUGGAGGAGGCCAAGAAGCUCAUUGAGGAGAAGGCGAAGGUCUUCGACAAUACCGUCACUCGUAACCUCGAGGUUGAGAAGAGGCACCAUCGUCUGAUUAUUGGAACCGGCGGCUCCAACGUGCGUAACAUAAUACUCCAAGCUGGGGGACCAGAGGACCAGCGUCUUCACAACCGCAUUAUUCGCUUUCCUAAGAGCGACCAGGAGGGUAACACGAUCCGUGUUGAGGGACAACAAUCCGUUGUUGAUGGCAUUUGCGCCGCUAUCGAGGCCCUUGUCCUCGACCAGGAGUCACAGAUUACUGAGAUGCUCGAGGUGAAGCCUGAGAAGCACCGGCUCCUCAUUGGUCGGGGAGGCGAGACGCGCAAACAACUUGAGCAGCAGUUCGCCGUCUCGAUCAAUGUCCCAAGACAGACCGAAACAGGUCCGCAGCGCUCACAGGUUCGCCUUCAGGGCAGACCGGAGAAUGUUGAAAAGGCCAAGGCUCACAUUUUGGAGCUCACCAAGGACCUCGAGGGCGAGACCGUGCAGGUUCCCCGUCGUCUCCACCACGUCAUUGCGGACAACGGUCAGUUCUUCCGCCGUCUGAGGAACGACCACAAGGUGACUGUGGACCACAAUGGUCAGCGACCUCCGCCGAAGCCAACGGCUCCGGCUCCGACUCGCGCAAACGGCGGCGCACUUCCUCUCAUCACCGACGACCCAUCCGCGGGCGGUCACUCAUGGGAGUCUCACUCUCUCCACACCUCAUCCGAGGAAGGCGACAUCCCAUGGACUCUUGCAGGACCAUCAUCCGAGGCGGUUGCUAGCGCCUGCGCCAAGCUUCAGCGUGCUCUUGAGGAAGCUUCAAGGCAGGACACGACUGGAUUCCUCAUCCUCCCUGACCCACGGGCUUACAGACAUGUCAUUGGCCCGGGUGGAAGCCAGAUAAAUGAGAUCCGCAAGAAGACCGGCACGAAAAUCCAAGUGCCUCGAGACCAGAACCAGGGCGAGGCUAUUGAGAUCACCGGAGACAAGGCCGGUGUUGAGCAGGCUCGAGACAUCAUCCUGGAGAUUGUGCAGAACAACGCUUAA
Ramularia collo-cygni is the source of this 3903-nucleotide messenger RNA. RefSeq names its product related to RNA binding effector protein Scp160. Gene Ontology annotation, molecular function: mRNA binding. Gene Ontology annotation, cellular component: cytoplasm; nucleus. Gene Ontology annotation, biological process: nuclear division. The record is from RefSeq and is a predicted model, not a curated record. The coding region runs from base 1 to 3903 and encodes 1300 amino acids. The transcript is spliced from 3 exons. Lineage: Eukaryota; Fungi; Ascomycota; Dothideomycetes; Mycosphaerellales; Mycosphaerellaceae.